CCUGAUGGUCCCCUGUGACCCCCCUGGAAGUAAUAUAUGGGACGGUCAACAUCAUGGCGGCGCUAGUGCUUGGAAGGCAUCUUGGGAGACAUAUUGCUAGAACUGGUGGAGGGGCCAGUAGUAAGCUAUGGCCAGUUGGACUUAAAUCAAGGCCUGUUACACCAAUGCUAGCAGCUUUAGCCAGCAAUACAACUGCAGCAGAUAGAAAGAUGAGGCCAGGUGAAGACUUCUGGAAGAAAAACGAGAGAAUGGAUCGACCAGUGUCACCUCAUGUCCUCAUAUACAAAUUCGAACUACCUGGCCUUCUCUCAGGGUCACAUAGAGUAUCUGGUGUUAUCUAUUCUAUUUUGACAACUGGAAUUGCAGGCUUUGCAUUGGUGGCACCUGAGCAUGCCCCUUAUUACCUUGACAUCAUCAAGUCAUGGAAUAUACCUACACCUAUCUUAUUCACCCUAAAAGGACUUCUUGUUUGGCCAUUCAUUUACCAUUCAUGUAAUGGUAUCAGGCAUUUGUUCUGGGACGCUGCUAAAGGCUUCAACAUGCCAACACUGUACAAGACAGGGUAUUCUGUCCUUGCAGUGUCCACUCUCCUCGCUGCUGCUACUGCCUACUACUUCACGUAUGCAUGAGACAUUCAUAAAUGGACUUCAUACCAAACUUUUAGAGUGUGCUUAAUUUUGCUGCUUUAUAUUUUCAAACUGUUGUGUUUGUGGAUAAUUUAACUCUAUAUUGAUGCAUAUUGAAUUUUGAUAUUUGUUUAUAAUUUGAACUAGAGGCCAA
Molecule: messenger RNA, 780 nt
Organism: Rhopilema esculentum
Lineage: Eukaryota; Metazoa; Cnidaria; Scyphozoa; Rhizostomeae; Rhizostomatidae
Product: succinate dehydrogenase cytochrome b560 subunit, mitochondrial
Biological process (GO): mitochondrial electron transport, succinate to ubiquinone; tricarboxylic acid cycle
Cellular component (GO): membrane; respiratory chain complex II (succinate dehydrogenase)
Molecular function (GO): electron transfer activity
Source: RefSeq, a predicted model, not a curated record